CAAACUUUACUGAACUUGGCAUAACCAGCAAAUAUUAUAAUUUAUUACUCCUCCAUGAUAUCGUAUUAAUUUUUAUCGUAAAGUACAAUAAGAAUACAAUUUAUGGUUUAUCAAUUACUUAUAAAAUAUCUACAACAAUAACUAGGGAUAUUUAUGAACCAAAUUUUAAUUUUAUUCCGUCGGCCACAUUAAUAUUUUAAUUGAUAAAUAAAAAUGAAAUCGCUGAGGAUAAGUUUGUGUUUCAUUGUCGUAAUAUGUGCUUUGAGCAUAGGAUUUGUUAAAGCUGAAGACGACGAAGUUACGCUAUCUAAAUUUGGAUCCAAAACUGGCCCUACAAUUAAAUUUUCUUAUUGUUAUUCUUGUGGUUAUAAACGAGUAUUCGAAGAAUAUGUUGGUAUUUUGAGACAAAAAUAUCCGGAGCUUCAUAUCCAUGGAGAGAAUUAUGAUCCACCAGGCUAUAAUAUGUUUAUUGCGAAAUUUUUGGGAUUUGCUAAAAUAUUAGUAAUUUUAUUAAUAAUCGGUGGCAUCAACAUUGCCCAAUGGUUGGGACAACCUCCACUAUUCUGGUGGGAUUGGUGUAUUAAUAAUAAAUUGUAUGCUUGUAUCAUGAUAUUUUUCGUUUGCAAUGCAAUUGAAGGCCAGCUUAUAUCUUCAGGAGCGUUUGAAAUUCAUUUCAAUGAUGUUCCAGUUUGGUCGAAACUUGUUACGGGUCGAGUACCGCAACCUCCAGAAUUAUUCCAAAUAAUCGAUAAUCAUCUCCAAAUGUUAUUCCCUGAAAAAGAUUCACUUGACAUGACUUUCACAAAAUAAUUUUUUUUUCGUUUACAAAAAUUAAAAUGAAAAUACUGAGUAUAAAAAUGAUAUUAAUUCAUCAUAAUUUAUAAACAAAAAAAAAUGUGAUUGCAUAAUUUUAAAGACAUAAGUUUAUAAUAAUACCGAUUUGUCAUAAUGAAUGAAUGAACAUAACACUGUUAUUUGUAUUUCAUCAAUUGUUAACACUAAAAAUUGAGUGUAAUUAUUAAUUACUUCAAAGAGUAGUAAUAAUA
This is a messenger RNA of Cotesia glomerata, 1046 nucleotides long. RefSeq names its product thioredoxin reductase-like selenoprotein T homolog CG3887 (gene SelT). Gene Ontology annotation, cellular component: endoplasmic reticulum membrane. Bases 214 to 810 code for a protein of 198 amino acids. Lineage: Eukaryota; Metazoa; Arthropoda; Insecta; Hymenoptera; Braconidae. Gene Ontology annotation, biological process: cell redox homeostasis. The record is from RefSeq and is a predicted model, not a curated record. The transcript is spliced from 4 exons. Gene Ontology annotation, molecular function: thioredoxin-disulfide reductase (NADPH) activity.